CUCUAAAUUUAACCUCAAAAAUAAUCCAAAAUGACUGGAGGUUAUCUAAAACUAUAACUAUUAGUCAGAGUUCUCAAUCUGAACCAAUAAAUAAAAAUGAUGAUAGAAAUUUCAUAUAUGAUAAUAGCUAUCAACCUGAUGAUACUAUCAUCACAAAUGUUACUUCUAGUAAAA
Messenger RNA from Funneliformis geosporum, 174 nucleotides. Lineage: Eukaryota; Fungi; Glomeromycota; Glomeromycetes; Glomerales; Glomeraceae. The record is from the annotation of a GenBank genome assembly.